GCUGGCAGGGCUGCCCUUCCUGACUCCGGUGUGUCUGCCCCGCCCAGGAACGAGGAGGAACCUCCGCAAUGACCUGCUGGUGGCAGCUGAUUCCAUCACCAACACCAUGUCCUCCCUGGUGAAGGAGCUGCACUCGGCAGAGGAAGAAGACGAAGAAGAAACAGAGAAGCUGCAGAAUGGGAAGGACCGAGGUUAGGAGGGGCCACAGGCUGGACAGCAGCUCAGGCUCGGAGGUUGCACUUGCGAUCGAGGGACGUCUCCCCCCCUUCGGAAGAGGCAGUUCCAGCCCAUCCAUCACCAUCGUGAACUGUGACCGAUCUCCACCACCUGCUGCCGACACGGAGCGCUCUCCCGACACUCCCGGAGCCUCCGGGCGGUCUCUGCCCCUCCGGCCAUUGCAUGCACCCUCGGUGUGUUUCCUGCCGGGACCCCCCGUGUCCCGCCCGCCUCGGGAGGCUUCAAAAAGAAAAAACGCAAAGCUGGCAGGACCCUGCCGGUGGCUGUCCCCGCUCUGUGUGCUGCUCCGUUCCGGUCUCCUCCCGAGCGCUGCCACCGCUGUCCCUCUGUGCAUGGAACAAAAAGGGGCUGCGGCCCCUCCCGGGGGGAUUCCGCUCUCAAAAUCCCACCCGGAGCCGGCUGCGAGGUCCCGGCCUCCCGGGGGUGAUGGUGGGGGGCUCUGGUGCUCCCAGCCCUGCCCUUGGAAGGGUCCCGAGGCAGGAAUUGAGGAGCAGCCAGGUGAGGAGCAGCAGGAGCUGGGCUCGGUUUUGGUGGAAAUGAGGGAAAUAAGGGAGCGGGGGAUGGCAGCUGCCCCCGACCCGCGCUGGGCUCCAUCAGCACUCCCAAAACACGGCCCCAGCCACGGUGGUUCCAGCACUUCUCCCCAGUGCUGCUCGGGAAUGUUAUUUUUAGUGGAGGGAGCCGAGGGCCCUGCUGCAUCUAUAAAUAUUUAUGGAGGGUGACGGAUGAAAGGAGCAGAAACCCUGCGAGCACCCCCGGCCCUGCCCCCGGGAACGCGCUCACCGUGCCCGGGACAGGGACAAUAAAAACCCUGGUGGCCACAG
This is a messenger RNA of Parus major (Great Tit), 1061 nucleotides long. RefSeq lists its product as uncharacterized. The transcript is spliced from 4 exons. Lineage: Eukaryota; Metazoa; Chordata; Aves; Passeriformes; Paridae. The coding region runs from base 177 to 959 and encodes 260 amino acids. The record is from RefSeq and is a predicted model, not a curated record.